Messenger RNA from Ylistrum balloti, 1349 nucleotides. Its product is annotated as cation-dependent mannose-6-phosphate receptor-like. NCBI's taxonomy places the organism in Eukaryota, Metazoa, Mollusca, Bivalvia, Pectinida, Pectinidae. Gene Ontology annotation, biological process: protein targeting to lysosome. Gene Ontology annotation, cellular component: trans-Golgi network; endosome; Golgi apparatus. Gene Ontology annotation, molecular function: protein domain specific binding. The transcript has 6 exons. The coding region runs from base 1 to 852 and encodes 283 amino acids. The record is from RefSeq and is a predicted model, not a curated record.
AUGAAUAUAUGUGUUCUGCAUAUUAUUCUACUUCUGUGGGUAGCAUUAAUCUCAGCGGUUGACAGGGCAACUGCAGGAUGUAGCUUUCCGCAGCACACAUCAGAGAAUCGGAAAAUCGAAGCCAAAAUACAACCCUUGCUAGGGAAAAGAUUCAGAGCAGAAGAUGUGAAUAAGGAAUAUGUAUACAAGAUUGGGAUCUGCACAGAUGCAUUAGAUAAAACAGAGUUUCACGAUAUGGAGAACAACAAAAAUAUAGGAGUCUACCAGUUCAAAUAUACAGAUGGAAAUUUAGAUCCUAAAGAUGGUCAUGUUGUUGGUCGAUACAACAAUACCUCAAUGACCCAAGGAACCGGAUGGAUUCUUCUUGAGUACAGAGAUGGAGAAAAGUAUCAUACUCAUUGCACCCAAGAGACGCGUCGAGCCAGAAUCAUGAUAAUUUGUGAUGAAGAUGUCGAUGUUGGGUCUGAAAGGAUCAAUAUUUUUGAAGAAAACACCAAUAAGACUGGUGAAUGCUAUUAUUUAUUUGAAAUGGCCUCCAGUGCAGCAUGUCGUACCAAGCCUGCAGUGACUUUUGGACUAAGUUUAGGAUCCAUAUUAGUAAUCGUGUUUGUGAGUGUAGUUUUUCUCUACCUGUUGCUUGGAAUUGCUUACCAAAGAUUUGUGUUAGGAGCCAAGGGCAUGGAACAGCUUCCAAACUACUCCUUCUGGCAGGACUUUGGUAAUCUGCAAUCCGAUGGUUGUAACCUUGUAUGUCGGUCUGGAGGGUCACCCCAAAAACCUACUUUUAAAGGUUUAGGAGAUGACCAGUUACAAGAAGAAGAUGACCGAGAUGACCAUUUGCUGCCUAUGUAGGUUGACCAUUGAGACAUGAUAACAUUGAUGUGAGCAAGUCAUGACCACAAACCACCUGUGUGGAUAUUGUCAUGGUGGUGAAAGCAUUUUUCUGUGUGUACAGUAUCACUGGUGACUUCUGGUGAAUCAGAUAUGUAGAAAGAUUCAGGGUUUUCCAUAAGAGGCGGUCGCCGGCCAAUUUGACAGCCUACUUUGAUCAUUUGGCCGCCUACACCAGUCCAGUUCCGUAAUAAUGUUCCGUACACGACUACACGUACAUGGAAGGCCAGCCUCCUACUUUCACUACACAGCCUACUACUAACAAAAUUAUGGAAAACCCUGAAGAUUCCUUACAGUAUCACAGAGAAGGCUUUUCUGCCACAGUGAGACUGAAGUGAGGUGGAAUGAUAUAUUCAACAACUUCAACCCAAGUGAAAAAUUAAAACUUCAUCUGAACAAUAACUUCAAUCUUAUUUCAAAAUUCAAUUUAUCAAUUGAUAUCAACUCCAGAACUUAAA